Molecule: messenger RNA, 545 nt
Organism: Neodiprion fabricii
Lineage: Eukaryota; Metazoa; Arthropoda; Insecta; Hymenoptera; Diprionidae
Product: PI-actitoxin-Axm2a-like
Exons: 3
Coding region: 148-429 (93 amino acids)
Molecular function (GO): serine-type endopeptidase inhibitor activity
Source: RefSeq, a predicted model, not a curated record
CACAUUGGCCAGCAUUGAGCCAGCCUCAAAGGUAUCAUACGUAAAACCAGAAGCAGCCGUGUGCGUCAAGUUUACAGAUCAAGAACGCCAAGUGCGAGUUCCAGUCCGUUUCAAGUUCGUUGUUGAAAGUACGGUUGAUUCAAAAACAUGAAUUCCAACCUGGUCAUUUUCCUCGUCAUCGUCGCUUGCGUCUGCGGACUCGUCGUCGGUCUCCCUUCCGACUUUCGUUACCAGGAAUCGGAGCCCGCGACAACCAAGGAGUCCUGUGUCCUUCCAAUGGUCACUGGUAUAUGCAGAGCCAGAAUGCCGAGAUGGGGUUACGACCCUGAGAAAAAGGACUGCGUGAGCUUUUACUACGGCGGUUGUUUCGGCAACGCGAAUAAUUUCUUGACCAAGGACGAGUGCCUGAACGCUUGCAAAGAUAAUUGAUCACCCAAUCGCACACAAUUAAUGCACAUAGAUUUACCGAAGCUAUACAGGCAGUUGCUGCUUAAUCACCCACCUGUAAAUACCCGCUAUAUUAAUAACGACGUUAGCAUCGAGAU